AGGGGCGUGGUGUCACCGCUUCCUGCUACUAUCUAUAGAUUGUCAGUAACCUCCCUGGCACUGGGACAUGGCGGCCACCGGAGUGCUCCCCUUUAUAAGGGGGGUGGACUUGAGCGGGAACGAUUUCAAGGGUGGAUAUUUUCCUGAACAUGUUAAGUCUAUGAGCAGCUUGCGAUGGCUGAAGCUGAACAGGACCGGGCUGUGUUACCUGCCAGAGGAGCUGUCAUCUCUACAGAAAUUGGAAAACUUGUCUGUAAGUCACAACAGCCUGACCACCUUACACGGAGAGCUCUCCUCCCUGCCCUGCCUCAGGGCGAUUGUGGCUCGAGCAAACAGCCUGAAGAAUUCUGGGAUUCCUGAUGACAUAUUUCAGCUGGACGAUCUCUCUGUGCUGGACCUUAGUUAUAAUCAGCUAACCGAGUGUCCAAGGGAACUGGAAAACUCGAAGAACAUGCUGGUACUGAACCUCAGCCACAACAGCAUUGACCAGAUCCCAAACCAGCUGUUCAUUAACCUCACGGACCUGCUGUAUUUGGACUUGAGUGACAACAAACUGGACAGUUUGCCCCCCCAGAUGAGGCGAUUGGUUCACCUACAGUCCCUGAGUCUGAAUAAUAAUCCACUCAUGCACGCCCAGCUCAGGCAGCUUCCUGCAAUGAUUGCUCUACAGACCCUUCACCUGAGGAACACACAACGUACCCAGAGCAAUUUACCCACUUCCUUGGAAGGCUUAACCAAUCUAUCAGAUGUAGACCUGUCCAUGAAUGACCUAUCGCGGGUCCCUGAGUGCCUAUACACCCUCACCAACCUGAAGCGCUUAAAUCUCAGCAGCAACCAAAUCACAGAGCUGUCCCUGUGCAUCGACCAAUGGACACAGCUGGAGACUCUCAACCUGUCACGCAACCAGCUGACAUCGCUGCCUUCUGCUAUCUGCAAGCUGGCCAAGAUGAAGAAGUUGUAUCUGAAUUCCAACAAGCUGGACUUUGAUGGAAUCCCCUCUGGGAUAGGGAAACUCUGCAACCUGGAGGAAUUCAUGGCCUCUAACAAUAACUUGGAAUUGAUCCCUGAGAGCUUGUGCAGGUGCAUUAAACUGAGGAAGUUGGUGCUUAAUAAGAACCGUCUGGUCACAUUGCCGGAGGCUGUGCACUUCCUCACUGGUCUAGAGGUUCUGGAUGUGCGAGAAAACCCAAGCUUGGUGAUGCCACCAAAGCCAGCCGAACGCACCUCAGAAUUCUACAACAUUGACUUCUCACUGCAGAACCAGCUGCGUCUUGCCGGGGCUUCUCCUGCCACUGUCGCUGCUGCAGCAGCAAGCGGCGCUACAAAAGACUCUUCCGCAAGAAAAAUGCGCCUGCGCAGACGUAAGGAUUCCACACAGGAUGACCAGGCCAAACAAGUGCUGAAGGGGAUGUCCGAUGUUACCGAAGAGAAAAAUAAAAAGAUACAGGAGAAUGGAGACAUGAAGUACCCUGACCUUAAGGCGAGGCGCUGGGACAAAGGCCUGGAGAAGCCUCCGUUAGAUUAUUCUGAAUUCUUCUUGGAGGACGUGGGGCAGAUUCCUGGAUUGACGGUUUGGCAGAUUGAAAACUUUAUUCCCAUCAUGGUGGACGAGGCCUUACAUGGCAAAUUCUAUGAGGCUGACUGCUACAUAGUGCUGAAGACAUUCCUGGAUGAUAAUGGAGCUCUGCACUGGGAAAUCUACUAUUGGAUUGGACAAGAGGCGACUCUAGAUAAAAAAGCCUGCUCUGCCAUCCAUGCAGUCAACCUGCGCAACUACCUGGGGGCUGAAUGUCGCACCAUCAGAGAGGAGAUGGGAGAUGAGAGCGAGGAGUUCAGUCAGGUUUUCGAUAAUGAAAUUUCAUAUAUAGAAGGAGGAUCAGCAAGCGGGUUUUACACUGUAGAGGAUGCCCAGUACAUCACUAGACUGUACAGAGUUUAUGGCAAAAAGAACAUUCGCUUAGAGCCGGUUCCUCUGAAAUCUUCAUCGUUGGAUCCUCGGUUUGUGUUUCUGCUGGAUCAUGGCCUGGACAUUUAUAUCUGGAGAGGAGCUCAGGCCACAUUGAGUGGCACAACCAAAGCAAGGCUGUUUGCAGAGAAAAUCAAUAAAAAUGAGCGGAAAGGAAAAGCAGAGAUCACCCUUCUUGUCCAAGAGCAAGAAACACCAGAGUUUUGGGACGUGCUGGGAGGACAACCAGAGGAGAUCAAACCCUGCGUCCCUGAUGACUUCCAGCCAACACGACCCAAGCUGUACAAGGUGGGUCUCGGUCUGGGCUACCUGGAGUUACCGCAGAUUAACUAUAAGAUAUCCGUGGAACACAAGACGAGGCCAAAGGUUGACUUGCUGCCUGAGAUGAGACUGGUCCAGAGUCUGCUGGACACCAAGUGUGUUUACAUCUUGGACUGUCACUCGGAUGUCUUCAUCUGGAUAGGGAGGAAAUCUUCCAGAUUAGUCAGGGCAGCAGCUCUAAAGCUGGGACAGGAGCUGUGCGGGAUGCUUCACCGACCCAAGCAUGCCAUGGUGAUCAGGAAUCUGGAGGGUACCGAAUGCCAGGUUUUCAAGGCAAAGUUUAAGAAUUGGGAUGAUGUGCUGAAGGUCGAUUACACAAGAAAUGCAGAGACGGUGAUAAAGAGUGUGGGGGGACUGGAGGGCAAAGUAAAGAAAGAUGCAGAAAAGAAGGACCAAAUGAAAGCCGACCUGACCGCACUCUUCCUCCCUCGGCAACCUCCAAUGACUAUUUCUGAGGCCGAGCAGUUGACUGAGGAAUGGAAUGAAGAUCUGGAUGGGAUGGAAGGAUUUGUCCUAGAAGGGAAGAAAUUUGCACGUUUACCAGAAGAAGAAUUCGGUCACUUUCACACGCAAGACUGUUAUGUGUUCCUGUGCAGGUACUGGGUACCAGUAGAACAUGAGGAAGAUGAAGUGGAUCAGCAUAGAAAGAAGAAAAAACUCAAUGAAACUGGUGAUGAAGAUGAAGAGGAGGAAGAAGAGGAGAAGCAGACUGAGGAGGACUUCCAAUGUGUGGUUUACUUCUGGCAGGGCAGAGAGGCCUCUAACAUGGGCUGGCUGACUUUCACCUUUAGCCUCCAGAAGAAGUUUGAAAGCCUGUUCCCAGGAAAACUAGAGGUCGUCCGGAUGACCCAACAGCAGGAAAACGCCAAGUUCCUUUCGCACUUUAAGAGAAAAUUUAUUAUCCACAAAGGAAAGCGGAAAACUAGAGAUGUGGGCCUGCAGCCCAGCUUGUACCACCUGCGCACCAAUGGGAGCUCCCUCUGCACCAGGUGCAUCCAGAUUAACACAGACUGCAGUUUUUUGAAUUCCGAGUUUUGCUACAUAUUAAAAGUCCCGUUUGAGAGCACAGAUAACCAGGGCAUUGUAUACACCUGGGUGGGCCGCGCUGCAGACCCCGAUGAGGCAAAGCUGGCUGAGGAUAUCACCAAUCAUAUGUUUGAUGACACUUACAGUAAACAGGUUAUAAAUGAAGGAGAGGAACCGGAAAACUUUUUCUGGGUCGGCAUUGGUGGCCCGAAACCCUAUGAUGAGGAUGCAGAAUACAUGAAGUACUCUCGGCUAUUCAGGUGCUCCAAUGAGAAGGGAUAUUUCUCGGUUUCUGAAAAAUGCUCAGACUUCUGUCAGGAUGACCUUGCAGAUGAUGAUAUCAUGUUGCUGGACAAUGGAAAAGAGGUUUAUAUGUGGGUCGGGACACAGACCAGCCAAGUUGAAAUUAAGCUGAGUUUGAAGGCCUGUCAGGUUUAUAUCCAACACAUGAGAGCCAAAGACCCAGAGCAUCCUCGUAAACUGCGUCUAGUGCGCAAAGGCAACGAGCCACACGCUUUCACUCGCUGUUUCCAUGCGUGGGGGGCUUUCCGCAAACCUCCAGCCUAAAUCCAACUGCUCAGCCCUUUUGUCCAGGAAGAGGCGCUUAGUGAAGCUAUAGGUCUGAAGACGAGAAAGCUGUAAUAUAUAAAUCAAUUCUCCUGUAUCAUGGAUGGAAAACAAACGCUGUACUAUUGAGACAACACGUACAUGUUGCAGAAGCGCGAUCAAUGGCUGUGGGUUGUAGCUGCUGGCGCACAAAGGUGCAAAUGACAUAGAUUUCAGCCCUGUGUCAUAAUGCUGCAAUUAAACCAGAGCCUUAACGCACUGAGCAGUAGGUAUACAAAUAAUUGUGUGAUGCUUUAGCCUACAGGGCUGUACAGAAUGUAUACUAUGGGAGAAAGCAGUGUUACUGUGCACAUAACUUAUUAUAUAAGGCUAAAUACAAGACCUGAUAUCCGUGAUUGGAGGAAGAAUGAUUUCAUGUGAGAUUUACUCAAGAACUAUUUAAUGCUUUUAGACAGAAGCGGAUUCUGCACACCAGUUUACCGAUGGAAAGCAGACACCUUAAAACGCUCAAUCCGUUCUCUUUUAUAAGACACUGCGUAAUAUUCUGCAACAAAGAAUUAACCCAUUAACUGCUAGAGAGAGCUGUGACACUGUUAGGCACAGUCCUCUUUAGCAAAUAGUUAAAAGGACAAAUAUUGGAAGAAUCAGGUUUCGAUUAGCAGAACAUACAUCUUUCAAAUAUAUAUUUCACUUAGCAAGAAUUUCAUGCAAACUAAACUACUGGUUUCUGGGGAUGGCCAGUCCUUGCGGAAACAGUGAAUUUGUGUGUAGUAGUUCCAGUCUCGCACGUAAGCGACCAAGUAGCUGAAAUGCUGAUUAAUAUAUUAGCAGUGACGUGCAGGACGUUAAGCAUGAUGCUUGAUUGCUUAAAGGGACACUAAACCCACAUUUUUUCUUUCAUGAUUCAGAUAGAGCAUUUCAUUUUAAGCAAAUUUAUCAUUUAAUCCUAUUAUCAACUGUUCUCUAUCUUUAUUUGAAAAGCAAGAAUGUAAACUUAGGAGCCGGCCCAUUUUUGGUUCAGCACCUGGGUUGCACUUGCUGGCUAAAUGUAGCCACCAAUCAGCAAGCCCUGUCCAGGGUUCUAAACCAAAAAUGGGCUGGCUCUUUUUUGCUUUUUCAACUAAAGAUACCAAGAGAAUGAAGAAAAAAUGAUAAUAGGAGUAAAUUAGAAAGCUGGAUAUACAAAACUGGGGAAUGGGUAAUAAAGGAAUUAUCUAUCUUUUUAAACAAUAAAAAUGAUGGCGUAGACUGUCCCUUUAAGGAAAUGAUCUUCCAGUGUCACAUAUACAGCCCUCUAGUAGAGCAGGCCUCUGAUUAAGAGGGACAUAAAGUCAAUAGCAUGCUGAGGCUAUAGAUAUCUAUGGGAACUGAUUGAUCAAUAUGCUGUGUGCAAAGCUCACAUACUAUACUUCUCAACCAGAACCUGUUAGUACUGAGACAAGUACCAUGCAAUGACCCCCCCCCCCCCAGCAUAUACUACCAACUGGGCAUGCGCCUAUGGCAAAUCAUUUUAUAAACCAAUGCAGAAUAUGGCUGCAGGUAGCUACAUUCAGCUCUUUCAGACACUGAUUUAUUUAUGUGCAAAUCCAGAUCUUUGUGUGUGUCCAACAAGAGCCAAAAGCCGCUACCCACAGCAAUAUUCAGCAUUGGUUUAUAAAACAAUUCACCAAAUACACAUCCCUUCAACCAACCUUGCCCUUUUUAACUUCCUGAUUGUAUUAUUAAACUUGACAUUGUUAUCUAGAGAAAUGUAAUGUUCAGACUGUUGAUCACAGGUCAGUGGGGUAUUGAAGUGGUCAUGAGGCAGGUUUAGCCUCAAUCCAUGGGAUAUGAAUAUUAACUGUAUGAGCUUUAAUAUAUUUUAAUAAAUUUGCACUUCACAGGA
This is a messenger RNA of Bombina bombina (fire-bellied toad), 5765 nucleotides long. RefSeq names its product FLII actin remodeling protein (gene FLII). The record is from RefSeq and is a predicted model, not a curated record. Lineage: Eukaryota; Metazoa; Chordata; Amphibia; Anura; Bombinatoridae. Gene Ontology annotation, molecular function: actin filament binding; phosphatidylinositol-4,5-bisphosphate binding. The coding region runs from base 68 to 3880 and encodes 1270 amino acids. Gene Ontology annotation, cellular component: actin cytoskeleton; nucleus; cytoplasm. Gene Ontology annotation, biological process: barbed-end actin filament capping; myofibril assembly; actin polymerization or depolymerization. The transcript has 30 exons.